Pelodiscus sinensis (Chinese soft-shelled turtle) is the source of this 860-nucleotide messenger RNA. The record is from RefSeq and is a predicted model, not a curated record. NCBI's taxonomy places the organism in Eukaryota, Metazoa, Chordata, Testudines, Trionychidae.
GACGAAAAUCCUAGAAACGUGGGCUCCCUUGAUAAGAGUGCAAAGAACGUUGGCACUGGAUUAGUGGGUGCCCCUGCCUGUGGAGAUGUGAUGAAAUUACAGGUUGAAGUAGAUAAAAAUGGAAAAAUUGUUGAUGCAAGAUUCAAAACAUUUGGCUGUGGAUCAGCAAUUGCCUCAAGCUCAUUGGCCACAGAAUGGAUUAAAGGAAAAACGGUUGACGAAGCCUUGAAGAUCAGAAAUACUGAUAUUGCUAGAGAACUCUGUCUUCCUCCAGUUAAACUCCACUGUUCUAUGCUUGCUGAAGAUGCAAUCAAGGCUGCUCUGGCAGAUUACAAGUUGAAACAAGAUCCUAAGAAAGAGUUGGAGAAGAAAGCAGCCAAUACUUAAAACUAAUGUUUGAGACUGUAGAGCUUGCUCUCAUUCCACUUAAAUCUACAGUGCAAUUACUUUAGAUGUUAGACAUGAGAACCAGUGCAGUACUAAAAAAAGCUGUAUAAUACGCACAUAAGAUACGCACAAUGUUUCACUGUUUCAUGUGUAUUAAACCACUGAUGUGGUGCUCAAAUUACUGGAAUGUUUGAGCUUAUUUCAGCACAGACUACUGGUCUAUUCUGACUUCAUAUUAUGUGUACGGAUAUGGGUGGCAGUUAGUUCUGGAGUGACAGUUGAGUUUUCAGCAAAGAAAAUCCUGGUGUUUCAAAUGUUAGAAGGUCUGAAAUCCAUCGACUAGCUGUACAGUUUUGUAUAGUAAAAGGUAAUAUUGGAAAGUGUUCUGCCUUAGUCUGAAUGUCUUAUCCAUGAAAUUGCAGAUCAGUUUUAUUGCAUAUGCUGUACAUAAUUUAUUAAACAAUCUAUGGCAA